AUGAGAAAUCCCGCACUUGCGGCUCGGCUGCAGGGGCGCCUGUCUAUCGUCCUUUGGUGUCUUAGUCUGCAAGCAGCGCUCUUUGCAGGGCCUGCAGUCAGCAGCGCCGGCACCACCAUAGCCUGGGACAACUGCUCGGCACCUCUCUUGGUCACCGAGCCCAGCAGCGGCCAUCACGAAGUUGGCUUAUCCGUCUCACGCUCUGGGCCAGGGAAUGAGACGGAAACGGUGUGGUGGCAAGUCGUCGAUGCUCCCCACGCCGUCAACGAUGUGGCGAGUACGUCUGGCUCAGUCAUUUUUGCGCCCGGUCAGCUCAUGGCCACCGUAACUCUUGCCGUUUUGGCCGAUGCCGAGCCGGAGAUGACUGAGCUGCUGCAACUCGAACUGCUCAACAGCAGCCUGCCAGGCUCUAGCCUCGGCACUGCAUGCAAUGUUCGUUCCGUCUUCAUCUUGCCAAAUGGUUAUUCACAAGGCGUCCUCGUUCUUGAUCCCUCUGGCCUCUAUCGGGGCCAGGAAUCCAGGGGAGCAGCGGCCGUCAUCUCCGUGCCCGUGUACCGUUACGGUGGUGCCACAACACUUGCGGGCGCUGCGUUGCGUGUUGUCAACGGCUCUGCAGACUUUGUUUUUGUAGCUCCCACCUUUGCUUUGCCUGCUGGUACCAAUAGCACUGUGGUCUCCCUGUACGUGCGUGACGACGACUUGCCCGAAGACGAAGAACGGUUUGAGUUGCGACUCGAGUCUGGCGUCGAUGUCCUCAUUGACCCUCUUUUGAAUCAGGCCACAGCCCUGAUUGCCGCCUCUGACGGCGCGUAUGGCACGUUUGGCUUCGCCACCAGCCAGACUGUCGUUGGCAGCGAACCUGAAUCUGUGGCAGAGGCCGCCGCGCGCCCCAUUAAUCUUGCUGUGAACCGGACAGGUGGCGUAUACCGAGACAUCGCCCUUGCGUGGUCGUUGCGCGCCCUGUCCGAUAAUGUCAACGCCUCGGCUCAGUUUGUGCACACCAGCGGUACUCUUGUGGUGCCACAUGGGGCCAGAAACAGUACCCUACAGCUCUGGAUCCAGCCUGACGACGUCCCCGAGACCCUGCAACAGUUUGAGGUUAACCUCGAGAGCGCCAGCACCGGGGCAGAGCUCGAUGUCACGCGACGUCACGCUCGUGUGGAUAUUCUGGGUAACGAUGACGGCAUCGCCAUCGAUAUGCCCGAGCCGGCGCUCGAGGAGAGCGGCUGGAUCAAUCUUACCGUCGUGCGCACUGGUCUCUUGGCCUCUCCAGCCGUCGUGGCCUUUUCCACGCAUGCUGGUUCAGCCGAGCCCUAUCUGGACUACGUGGCCGUGAGCGGCAAUCUCACUUUUGCACCCAACGUCUCCAGCCAGCCCUUGGCCAUUCGGCUCAUCGAUGAUCCCGUCUUGGAACCCAGCGAGUUCUUUCAACUCCACAUGACCGUGCUCACCGGGGAGGUGGUGUUGAUAACGACACGUCUCAAUCUCACCAUCGCCCCCUCUGACGGAGCCGCGGGCGUUUUGGGCUUUGUUGAGCGCAACUCCCUAACCCUCGCGGAGGGGCAGGGGGUGGUGCUUAACGUUUCCCGCCGCAUCGUCGCUGCAAGCAGCAAUGUGGGCGCCAUCAGCGUGCGCUGGCGCCUUGAUCGCGCUGAUGGACAGGCCGUGCAGUCCUCGGAUUGGGUGCAAGUUGCGGGGGAGCUGAAUUUCGCCGACGGCGUAGACCAAGCCAGGCUGUUGCUGCAGUCCCUCAACGAUUCCCUCCCGGAACUGGACACGGAAUAUAGUCUCGUUUUGCACAGCGCGUCCCCUCCCGCCGUGCUCGGCUCGGUUGCGCGUCGUAGCCUGCUCAUUACCAUCCCAGCCAACGAUGACCCCUUUGGCACUCUUGUUCUGCAUGCAGGUCCUUCUCUGCAGGUUUCAGACUCUGCUCGCUUCCUGACCAUUAAUGUUACGCGCUCCAACCAUAGCCGAGGGGAUAUUGGGCUCUGGGCUCGCUGGGCGCGCAAUGGUGAGGUGCUGGCCAUCGUGGGUCCGCUAGUGCUCCCCGAAGCCCAGGCAGCCCCUCUUCAAGUGCAGCCUGCUUUGGCAGCACGUCAUCGCCUUGUGCCAGCCGAUCACCUUGAGCUGACCAUCAUCAACGUCACGGUAGUCGGGGUCUAUGCCGGCAGCCCUGCUGCUAUUCGAUUUCCCCCUCGUUUCGCAGAAGCCACGGCCAGCAGCUUUUAUCCUCUGAUUCCAGAGACAGCCGUGGCGGGGACGAUCCAAUUUGCGUUGAUGUCACGCGCCGUAAACGUCCGCGAAAUCGAGGGGGUGGAUGUGCCAGUGCAGUUACGGGUUGAGCGUGUCAAUGGCACCUUCACCUCUGUGACCUUGCCCUUUACCGUUUCCGGCAAUAAAGGCGAGGACGCGAGUAGUGACAUGAUGCCCACGAAUGGCUUCCUCACGUUUGGGCCUGGGCAGAGAAUGGCGCUUCUCAACCUCUCGCUAAUCGGAGAUGCCGAACCCGAGCUCGAGGAGAUUUUGACCGUCCAGCUGAGCCCGAUUCAAGGCGGGCAAGCCUUUCUAGGAUCCGACAACUCCUCAACCAUUGUGGUAGCACCGAGCGACGCACCAUACGGCCAGUUUGAGUUAAGUGCCGCCGUUCCGGCUACGCGCACCUUGGCCGAGGGAGAGGCUAUGGACUUGAUCGUUUUUCGUCAGGCCGGUGCCUUUGGUGACGUGGUUGUUGGGCUUGACUUUGAGCCAGUCGAGGCAGCAGCGCGCUUCGCGGUUACACCCCGGCAAUUAGCUUUUGAAGCUGGUGGCGCCACGGCGGCGAGUCGCCAGGGGCGCUUUGCGCUCGUGCGCAUGGAUGAUGAUGUACCAAACCCGACCGAGGUGGUGGUGGUCACCCUCAGAAUCAAUGCAACCGCCGGGCCCUCGGCCGACCUGGGCACUCACGUUGGUGUGACCGUCACCACGCCUCGGGCCGACAACUCCUCUGGCGUGUUUCGCUUUGCUGAUAGCGUGCUUGCCGUCACUACAGUGGACGAGGCCGUCGAUAGCAACACGAGCGUUGCUUUGAACGUGGCGCGCGAUGGGGGGCACUUUGGCACGGUCCUUCUUCCUUGGGUCCUAGUGCAAUGCCCGAAUACAGAUGCUACGCAGUGUGCCGUGGACGCAUUUGGUGAUGCUGUAAACGAUUUUGCGGCGACUUCUGGUGUGCUGCGCGUGGAGGACGGUGCCACGGCAGCCGACCUGUCUUUGGUUGUCUUACACGAUCGUGUGCCCGAGGACAAUGAGUUGUUUCGUGUCACCUUGUUUGAUGCCAGCACCGACCCUGAGGCUGGACGCGUUGGUGUGCGGCGCCAUGCUUUUAUUUUGGUACCCAGCAAUGACCCACUGCUGGCUUUUGACACUCUCAGGAUGGAGGUCAGGGAGGAGAUCGGCCAGUUUGCAGUGCCGAUCGUGCGCACGGGCAAUACGGCGCAAAAUCUUCCUUUAAAUUUGUCGCUUCCCGCCUCGGCACCUCUGCGCCUGGUGGAUGGAGCCCCUUUUGUCCUGCCCAGUAAUGUGACCAGAAUCAACGCGACCUUUGCCAUUGACGACAAUUCUUUCCCAGAGCCUCGUCGUGAGGUUUUGGUCUCGCUCUUUCCAUCCAUGGGCUUUGACUACAUGGUGGAUCCUUUGGCUGAUGUAGUUGUUGUCGCCGUGGCCGCCAGUGAUGGGAUUGGGGGAUCUUUUGCCUUGGUCAACGCGAGCGCCUCGGCAACCCAGCCUCAGGUUUUAUCUGAGAGCGAUACCAUGAAUGUGACAAUUCGACGGAGCGGUCCCGCCUUUGGCGACGUGAUGGUGGCUUGGCAGGUGGCUGACAACUGUACCUCUGACGUUGCUCCCACUUCAGGGCAGGUCUUGUUUGCAGAGAACCAGACCGCGGCCAACAUCAGUUUUGUCAUUCUUGCCGAUGGUGUGCCGGAGCUCGCUGAAAAGUGCACCGUGUCUUUAAAGACGGCUAUUCCGGCUGACAUUCAAUACGCCAGCGUAAAUCUCGAUACCACUGGGAUGGUGUUUGAGAUCUCCGCCUCUGACCAUCCGCACGGCGUUUUUGGCGUCAUGUCAACCGUUCUGAAUGUGACUGAGGGUCGGUUGCUCUCUGUGCCCAUUGCACGCUUCUACGGGGCUUUCGGGGCGAUUCGAGUUCAAUACCGCCUUGAGCCUCUGCAGAACGCCAUCAUAGCUGAACACUUCUCGGCGGCCGAAGGCGCGCUUGUUUUUGAGGAGGGUGAGGUGCAGAAGGAUUUCACGCUGCUGGCCGUGGAUGAUGCCGUUCCAGAGUUGGCCGCAAGUUUCUUGUUGGUGCUGGAGGCAGAUCCGCCAGCUCAAGUGGCGGAGAACGCCAGCUCGGUCCAGCUAGAUGUGGCCGAGUCUGAUGAGCCUCACGGUCGAUUUGUACUUGAGCCACGCAGCCUCAAUCUGACUGAGGGACAGAUCUUCAAUUUGACUAUUCUUCGUGAGCAAGGUGCCUACGGUGCAGUGUCGGUGGAGGUGAGCUGGCAGAGCUGCUUGACCAGUGUUCCUUUGAUCCCAUGUCGACUUCAAAACUUGAGCGUGGGGUCUGAGGACAUAUCUCCUCUCACGACAACGAUUCACUUUGAAGAGGGCGAGCGCGUGCGGGAGAUCACGUUUAGCGUUCUGGAUGACAGCGAGCCAGAGUUGUGGCAGCUGCACGAGCUGCGACUCAGUGCCGAGGGUGCUGCUGUGGCAUCGGACAGGGCCACAUCUCAAAUUGCCAUCGCCGCCAAUGAUGCGCCCUUUGGCACCUUUUCACUGCAUUUUUUGCAAGGCGCUCAGGCGGGGCGCGUGGCAGAAGGCGCAUUCGUGCAGCUUGUGAUUGAGCGCACCAGCUUUCUUGCCGGUGCGGUGAGCGUUCAGCUGGCGGUCACAUAUGGCACGGCUGAUGCCGAAGACUUGGCAAGCUUUCCCACGUCCUUCGACUUUGGUCCCACGGAAGCCUUCAAGACAGUCACGGUUCAGAUUGUCGACGACGAGAUCCCCGAGGACGAAGAAUUCUUCCAAAUCCACCUCGAUGCGCUCGCCCCGAGUGGCUUGAGUCGAUUGGAUACGCAGCAUCAGGCCGUCAAUGUCAGCAUUCUGCCCUCUGAUGACCCCUUUGGCGUGUUCGGGUUUAGCAAUGCUUCUCUUGAUCUCGUCGUGCAGGAAGGUGUUCGGGUGCCACUGGUGAUUGAGCGUACUCGAGGCACAUUCCGUACCGCUUACCUAGGCUGGCAGUUCCGCGCCAGUGCGGACACCGUCUUGGGUGAUUUUGACCGUUUUUCAGGAACGGUCAUCAUCCCGGCCGGCGAGGCGCGCGCCGAGGUUAACCUCUCCACUAUUCAGGAUGAUGUUCCCGAGCUCAGCGAGGACUUUGUGGUGGAAAUUUACGUUGGGAACCUCGGCACUGGUGAGGCCGUGACCUUGGGUCCGGACGCGGCGACUACCAUCACUAUAGCCGGAAAUGGCGAUCCGUAUGGGUACUUUCAACUGCGUCGGGAGACUGUGUAUGUGGACGAGCCAAAGAGCAGCGAGGCGCCCACGGUGGUUCAGGCCUGGGUCGAUCGAGUCGGUGGAGCGUUUGGAGAGGUUGCUCUCUGGCUGGGGCAUGCGACUUCAAGCACCGUCGACGUUGGUGCAGAUGUGACGGCCAACUGGACGCAGCCCGUCGUGUUUGCUCCCAACCAGACGAGCGCCGCCUUUCGUGUCGCUGUCUGGCCAGACGAUGAACCGGAAGUUGGGGAGCGCUUGGUGCUGAUCAUUACCAACGCGACCCUGCUUUCAUCCGCGCUGGACGAGGUGCACAAUCCACAACCUCGCAUCAAUGUUCUUCGGAAUACGUCGGUGGUUAUACGCGAGAACGAUGAUGCGCGUGGCGUGUUGCAGUUCUCAGACAACACGCCUCUCAUCAUUCCCGGCACUGAAGGUAGCGUGGUGGCCUUGAACGUCUCGCGUCAUGCCGGUGCGUUUGGUGAAGUGAACAUUUCGCUGGCAGCCGUCAUUCCCGGUGCAUGCAAUUUUGAGCUGUGCGCCAUUCCAGGCCGCGACUUUGACAUCUUGUCGAUCACAGCUACUCUGGCAGCCAACCAGCGCUGGGUUCUGGUGAAUGUGUCCUUGCUCGAAGAUUCAGAGCCAGAGCUCGCAGAAAUGGCCUUUGUUCUUCUGGGUCUCGGUGCAGGCAGCCAAGCACGUCUUGGGACGCGAACGCUUCAACAAAUUGAGAUUGCUGCUUCGGACGACCCAUAUGGGCGCUUUGGACACGCCAGCACCGAGGCGCUGCUUGUACACGAGGAUGCCGAUGGUUCUCGGCAACUCGAACUACUUGUACGGCGCGAGGGUGGUACUCGGGGUACCACGCAUGUGGACUGGGUUUUGCGUACCCAUGAUCAGCUUGACCUGCCCGGCAAUUUGGCACCGCAUGCAGGUACCUUGAUCUUCCCGGCAGCUGGUGCGGAGUCCAUGGUGUUGCGGCUGAAUGUAACGGAUGACAGUCUGCCUUCUCUAUACAACAAUGUCUCGGUCCAACUCUUGGCCGUGCAUGGUGGUGGGCGUUUGACACCAGGUCGGGUCAAUCGAACAGUGACCCUCCUCGAGUCAGAUGCACCUCAUGGGGCCCUCUGUUUUGAAGAGGACUCCAUCGUGUACCAUCCACCAUCCAGCGAGCGUAAGGAAGCUGGGCAGGUGCUCUUGACCGUUCUUCGUCAGGGUGGUCUCUUUGGUGAGCUGCAGGUUACCGUGCGCGUAUCAGCACCCGUUGCCCAAACCCUCGCGCCGUGGCUUAACGCUUCGCAAAAGGCGGGGGUGGUGGCAGAUGUGUUUACACUGUUGUCUGAAGCCACGCUCGACGCAGACGCCUCUGGUAGCAUGGGACCCAGCCUUUUGAAUACUUUCAACCUUGAAAGCGAAUGGGCCUGUCCAUGGGCAUGCCUCGAAUUUACUGGGUGCAUGGCUGCAGUUGUCCUUCGGAACCUAGGAGUAUGUGAACUGUAUGGUAAUGUGUCCCAAGCAACAGCGCCGGUGGUGGCGCUGGCAACGGCACAACUAUACGUUCUGAAGCAUGAGGGGUCCCAAGCGCUGGCCUCGCGUGUGGCUUUGCCAGGAGCCGAUUUAGUUGCCGAGCUCACAGUGCUGGUACCCGCAGACACCAGCACGGUGCCGAUUGCGCUCACUGUCUUUGAAGAUGCGCUGCCAGAGCUAAGCGAGUUUGCGUUGGUGGAGAUGGUUGAUGUGGUCUUAUUGGACGACUUUGUGCAGCCCAUGGCACCAGUGUUGUGCGAAGGGGCCAGCGUGCUGGUUGAGCUAGGCGCUAACGAUUUUCCUCGCGGCCUUUUGAGCAUUGAGGCGGAUCGGUCCGAGCUUACGGAGGGCGGCGCAGCUGCUGUCGUCACGGUGCUUCGCAAAGAGGGCUGGUACGGCGAUCAGCUGCUGUAUUUGACGGUGGAUGAGGCGCACCGUGAUGAUGUGAUGGUUCCCAGCAGCGUGGCUUUGAUGGAGGGACAAAGCCAAGUCACCUUCCGGGUGACGGCGCUGGACGAUGACAUUCCUGAGCUUGAUGAGGAAAUCGGGCUUUCGGUGAGCCAGGUUGAUGGCGGCGCCAUCCUGACCAAUGCAACAACGCUGAGCUUUAAGAUCUUGGGCAAUGACUUGGCGGCGGGCACUUUCCAAUGGGCCAUUUCUGAGGCCCAGGUGAGCGAGCCUCUGACAGCGGAGGCCAUCACACAGCUGGACGUGCCCAUCUUGCGUACAGGCUUGCAAGCAGGCAUGGUCGAGGUGGACUGGAUGCUGGAUAUGAUGAUGAGCGCGCGCACAAUCUUGCCCACAAGCGGCACGGUUUCCUUUGGUGCCGAGCAGACUGUGGCAUAUGUACGAUUGGAGCUCCACAAUGAUCUCGUGGCUCAACUCGCUGAACAAGUCUCGAUUCGUCUACAGAAUCUGUCGACCUCGGCUGCUACGCUGAGUGCGGUCGGAACUGAGGCCUCUAUCCAUGUGGCCAGUGAUCAAAACGUGUACGGAAGUUUUGCAUUCGCUGAUGCAUCGACUGUGGUCGAGGAAGUGAUCGGCCCCCUUCCCUUUGCCAUUCAGCGUUCUGGGGGGCUCUUUGGGCGCGUUUUGGUAUUAGUCUCGGCAAUUGGCGGGACUGCUACGCCCAAUGUAGAUUUCGUAGCCGAGCAGUUUGAAAUCUAUUUUGAGGAGGGGCAGCGCGUGGAGUUUGUCAAUGUCACAUUGAUCAAUGAUGACAUCCCAGAGCUGGCUGAAGACUUUUCUCUCGUCAUUGACCAGGUUACGCUCGUUGAUGAGACUUACCCGCCCAGCAACACCACCCCGGCUGCCUCAGCAACUCCUUUGGGCAUCACGAUUGAUGUGAAUGACGAUGCCAACGGCGUGUUCGGCUUUGUAUCUGCUGGCCUCGUGGAGACGACGGAGGGCGCCGUUGUCUCUCUUCAAGUUUCACGCUCUGCCGGCACCUUUGGGACUACCAAUAUUCCGGUGACUCUGAGUGUGGCGGGGCAGGAAAAUCCAGCGACCCUCGCGUCCGACGUCCAGCUUCACACAACCAGUCAUUCACCAUUGUUCUUCUUUGCCACCAGCAUCACGUUUUCUGAGGGAGCGGUUCUCAUGACAAUCAACCUUACCAUUCUCGACGAUCAGAUCCCUGAGUUUGCGGAAACGUUUGUCAUCCAACUGGGCCCUCCCUCUCAUGGCGUCUUGGGAACACGCGCUCAGGUUCUGGUUCGGAUUGCCGAAAGCGGUUAUCCGCGUGGUCUGUUGCACUUUGAGAAUACGGCCAAUCAGACAAUCACGGAAGAUGAGACGCGCAACUCGUCUCUGCCUAUUGCAAUCAGCCGCGCACCAGGGCGCUUGACAAAUGUGCUGGUGGUUUGUGAGGUCGAGCGACUCGAAGCCAAUGGAGAGCUAUCUUCGGCCUCUGACGUAACCAUCAGUCCACCGUCAUUGGUGUUGCGUGAAAACGAGGUUCUUGGCGAGUUUGUCGUCACUGUUUGGGCCGACCAGAUUCCAGAGGUCGCAACAUACUAUCGCCUGAGCCUGCGGAGCGCUGAUGCCCCCGUGGCCGCCGAGGGCUCGCAUAUCUGGGUUCUUGUCCCAAGCAAUGACGAUGCGCAUGGCAUCUUCCACCUGUCUGCCUCUGAGGUCAUUUUAAACGAGACCGGCAUACCCGCCAGCUGGGUCAUCACGCGCGCCGGUAUACUCGAUCAAGCGCAGCUUGUGCGCCUGGGCGACAACAUGAACUCACUCAUCAUUGAAGCUUUGCCCACCCGAGGGGCCACUUCAGUAUCCAUCUGCGGUCGGCGCAUGUUGUGGACGGAUGCCAGGCAAAACAUCGCCCAGAUGACGACGAUCGGGGGCUUGGUGCUGCAUAACUUUAGCACCGACGGUACCCCGACUUGGCUCUGUGCUGGUUCCCUGGCUGCGCUAGUCGAUCGUGGGGACACUCGUAUGAUUGUCUUGGAGACUGGCGCAGUCGCUGGUGCCCUAGGCACGCCGGUCGAUCAUGUCUUUGUUUUCAACCAAAGUAUCUUUGUGUUGAGCAGCAGUGAAGUCGAUGGGCUUCGAGUGGGCAAGCUAUCGGAGUCUUUCCAAGUCGAAUGGCUGAUGGGCCGGCUUUGUGCGGAGCUAAUCCAUCCCACCGUGAGCCACUUGGUCACUCGUCCAUCGGAAAUAUUGCUGCAGUGCCAUGGCAUUGCCUCCCUGCAUCGUGUGUGGCUGGCUGAUAAUCGUACAGAUAUUCCACUUACUGGUGGCACGAUUAGGUUUGCGCCUGAUCAGGCAACUGCCACCAUCACUUUGCCCAUUGUGGAUGACGAUACACCUGAAUUGGCAGAGGCAUUCAACAUCUCACUACGCGCUGCUUCGGGUGGUGCCCGCGUGGCUACGUCAAAUGCCAGCACUGAAUUUGAAGUGGCAGCAUCCGAUGCCUGGGCAGGUGCCUUCUCCUUAGUAGCCAGUGAUCUGGAGCGUAUCGUGGCCGAGGAAGACAGCGGCCCGAGUCUCGUGGUGUAUCACGUUUUCCGCGAACAGGGGGCGCUCGUGGAGGCUGUCGUGACCUGGCACGUUGAGCCAGCAAACACGUCUGACUUUGCACAAACUCAGGGCCAGUUGGUGUUCCCGCGAGGGGUGGCCGAGGCCACGUUUGUGCUUACCGUUUUGUCCGAUGAGAUGCCCGAAGGGGCUGAACAUUUCCGGAUCUCUAUCUCUGUUUUGACGCCUUUGUUGGGCGCGGAAGUGCGUCAAGGCACGGGACAGCUGACAGUGGCCGGCAACGAUGGGGCGUAUGGCACGGUCGACUACAUCUUGCAAAGUCACCACCAGGAUCAAACGCUCAGGGAGGGAGAUGAGGUGCAGGUGCUUUUGCUGCGCUCUGGCCCACUUGAUCGCAUCCUCGUUGCACGGAUGGUCGCUGUUGCCUUGAACGGGUCCGCCUUUGACUCUGCCACGGAUCUGGACUGUGGCCUCGUGGACGGUGUUGUGGUGCUCCCGGCCAGCGUCGCAAAUGUAUCGGUGACCUGCACCGUGACAGCGGACGGUAUUCCAGAGGAGACCGAGGCCUUUGCUUUGGCCGUGACAGAGGUCGAUGUAGCCAACCGUUUGGCCUGGGAUGAUCCCACCUCGCCGCGGCUGGCACCGACGGCAGCAGCGCUGCAUUUUCGCAUCGCAGCCAACGACAACGCCAGUGGCGUGCUGGCGUUUGACGUUGGGCUGGCCGCCGUGCUCAACGUUUCCGAGGCAUAUAAUGAGACGACGUUCCUUCGGCUGCCCGUACAUCGCACUGCUGGCGCUUUCGGGCACAUCGCCGUGCCCUUUACCUUCAGCAAUGUGUCUACCUCUGUGCUGUACGCACAGUCCCCAUCACCCCUGUCCUUUGCUGACGGAGAACGCACACGGGACAUUAUCCUGGCCGUGCCUGCCGACCACCUGCCCGAGGCUGCUGCGCUUGUGCAUGUGCAUCUGGGACAACCGACCGGCGGCUUUGCUGAUAGUCCACCCUUACUUGCAGCAGAUCCGCGCACAAUCGAGCGCACGAUCCACGUGGCAGAAAGCGAUGCCUAUCGCGGUGCGUUCCGGUUGAGCCUGGAUCACGAGAGCACCGCUGUUCGCGGGGGGCAGUCGCUUAACCUUACCAUUCAUCGUGAUGCCGGAACUUUUGGAAUGCUGACCUUGCAACUUACAACCGUGCCCUUGAGUGUUUAUCCUUGGACUCUAACCCAAGGCAGCGGCCUGUCGCCCGAGCGUUUGAAUGUGACAUUUGUCGAUGGUCAAUCAAUGCAGGAGGUGCAAUUUCACGUUCACGACGAUGGCCUCCCCGAGGUCGACGAGUGUUAUGCGCUUGUGCUAUCCGUGGCCGAUGCCGCAGGGAUACCGGUCGGCUGGUCGUUUAAUCUCUCGCAUUCGCGCGUGGAAGUGUGCGUUGCCCCCUCCGAUGACGCCAAUGGCGUCUUUGGGUUUGAGACGACACACAUCGACGUGGUCGAGCCAUCAUUGGGCACGGUGCCUGUGCUUCUGAACGUAACGCGCCGAGGUGGCGCCUUUGGCAGCGUGAGCCUUGGCUGGCACGUGUAUCUCUGUGACGCUUCCAGCGAUGCGGAUCAAACCACGGGCUGCGCGCGCUCCCAAGCCACUCGGGAAGACUUGGGCACGGACACAGAGCUCUCCGGCCAGUUGAGCUUUGCGGAGAACGAAACAAGUCAUUUGAUUGAGCUAACAAUCCGGGCUGAUGCGCGGGUGGAGGGCGCGGAACGAUUCACGGUGGAGCUGACGCUACGAUCCAGCGUGGUAGAGGGAGGUCUGGCGUUCAGCCGCACCAAUGCGACCGUCCUCAUUGCCGCAUCCAACUUUGGCAACGGCAUAGUCACCGUCUCGCCUGCCUCGGCAUCUGUCGUGGUGGCCGAGGGUACAGCUCGGGUCUUGGGGCUUCGACGAUCGGCCGGAUUCGGGCGCGUCGUGUGCGCCCUGGAGCUGACGGCAAUGGAUACGGAAUCUGAAAGCCUCAAUGCAAGCCGCUUUCUAUUUACUCCUUCACAGUUGGUUCUGGAGGAUGGGCAACUGGAGGCUUCAACCACACUGCUUGUGGCUGAUGACGACGUGCCCGAGCUCGAGUCUACCUGGGUGUUUGCCACCAGAGUUGUCGCUGGAGGGGCGGUGCUGGGUCGCAGUUCGCACAUCAACGUGACUAUUCCAGCCAAUGACGAUCCCUACGGGGUCUUCAACCUGACAUCGGCUGUCCUAUCAACAGUCCACAUCCGGGAGCGCCGGCGCUUGCUCAGUGGCACAAUUCAGCGUUUGGCAGGAUUGUCGGGCGCGGUCGACGUCAAAGUGCAAUUCACCUUGGAAAGCACCUUGCCUGACGCUGCUGCGCGCGCUGCUGACUGGACCAACUGCAGCACUUGCUGGAUAUCAUUCGAGGAAGGUCGUGCCAGCUUGUCCUUUGCCAAUUUGGUCUUGCCUUUAGCACGUCUCUACCGUGGUGAUCGGCUACACGUGCAGCUGCGUCCCGUGCGUCGAGCCAAUGGCGCGGCACUGCCCGUUCUUGGCACGGGCGUGAUAUUGACGGCAACCGCGUUGGAUUCCAAUCUGGGGCUACAAGUUGGCUUUGAGACAGCGGCCACACGAGAGGGGGAGACGACACGGUUACGUGUCGACCGGCUCGGCGUUGUGGGUGGCUUGCAAGCACAGCUUGCAAGUGCCGCCAUCCCACGGGAGCUUUCGGUGCCCUCCCUGCUCGUGACGCUAGCCAACAAUGUCGAUGUGGUCGUGGUAGAUGUGGCGGUGUUGGCAGAUGGCGUCCCCGAGUUGAACGAGUCAGUGUCUGUUGAGUUGUCCGACAUUGUGGCCACCGGAGACGAUCUGGUGGUGUUCUCGUCCAGCGCUGCCAUAACCAUCUUGGCCAACGAUAAUCCUGGCGGACGCUUUGGCUUCUCCCAAACGGUGCUGAGUGCGGCCGAGGGCAAGCAGGUCGAGCUAACCAUCGUGCGGGAAGAUGGCGCACUUCUUGACAUGGUGGCAGAUUUGGUUUGGCCAGCUGAGCUGCUCUCACAGCUUCUGGACACGGGCAUCCCAUCGCGGAUGGCCCUUGCCUUCCCCUCAGGCGAGGAUCGCGUCACCAUCGCGUUUACGGUAGCAGCAGACGGUGUGCCCGAGGAGGCUGCAUCGUUCGACUUGAUCUUGGCGCUGAAUCAGAGCUCUGACUUGGCGGUGGUGAAUGCAGAUCUUGGCUCAUGUCGCGUGGAUGUCCCCGCGAGCGAUGAUCCUUAUGGCCGCGUCGGAUUUAGCUCGCCCGAGUUGACAGUGUCGGAGGAUGACGGUCAACGCGCUCUCGUGAUCCGGCGGAGCGGAGGCUUGCUCCGCGACGUUGGGAUCUCCGUGGUUGUCGUCGCCUUUGAUGGUUCCAACCCAGAUAGCGGCAGUGGCCAACCCGACUUCCAGAUUGUGCCACAACACGUCGAAUUUGCCGCUGGCCAGCGUGAAGCGGCCGUGUUGCUGGUGCUGCGCCCUGACGACGAGCCCGAAGAUGCUGAGAUGUUGACGCUUGAGUUGACGAGCGCUGAGAACGGUGUCAACAUCAAUGCCUCCGCUGCGACGAUGCAAGUGACGAUUGCGGCCAACGACCGGGCCUACGGGGAGUUUACCAUAUUCGGCGCGGACGGCACUUGUGAUGAGGGCGGCACCGCCGCGUUUGAGGUGAGGCGGGCGGGCGGCCUGUUUGGCACGGUGGUCUUGGAUUGGAGCGUUGUCGCACAAUCGGCUCGCCAGUCUGACUUGGCGCCAUCGAGCGGUAACCUGACAUUUGGCUCCGGGCAGGCGACAGCAACGCUGCAGUUGCUAUGCGUUGAUGACUUGGAGCCCGAGGUAGAUGAGCGCUUUGCGGUUCAGAUCACCGUUUCCAUGACCGGCGCUCCGGGCACGAUCGCACUGAGCGGGGGCCGGGCUAACGGCCUGAUUCGUGCAAAUGACGUGCCGGCGGGUCGUCUCGCAUUUGCUUGCUUGGACCGGCUUCGCCUGGCCGAUACACGAUUUAACAACACGUUGACGCUCACCGUCGAACGUAUUGGCGGCGCUCUGCUUCCCAUUGAGGCAAGCGUCCGCGUGAGCACCGCUGGCGCUGUGGCGGCUGAGCGGGUCGCCCCUUUGCCCCCUAGCCUAACGCUCGGCGUGGGGGUGACCAGUGCAAGCCUGCGUGUGCACAUCCAAACGGGCACAGCCGGUCAGGUAACGAUAAAGCUCGGGUCGGAUGCGAUAGCCACAAUCCUUUUGUAUCCCGAUGAGGCAGCUCGAGGAGCGUUGCAAGAUCUGGCGGGGUCCUACUGUGCAGCGAGCGAGGGGGGUGGUCUCGGUGAUGAUGAUGCUCAGGCGUUGCCACAGCCAAGCCAUGCGCUCCGAACGGUCGAGCUUGAAGGUUACGCGACAGCUCUCAGUUUGCUGGUAGCGCAGGUCGCUGAGGCGUCAGCGACGGAAUUGGCAGUCGUGCACGCCGAGGUGGCCCGCAUCGUGGACGUGGUCCUCGCAGCCCGUUUGGUUUCAUCUGCCUCCACAGCAGGCAUCAUCGCUGCUUUGGAGUCGUACACCCGCGCACGUCUGGCGCGCCUCAACGCCACGGCUUGUGGCACCAGCACGGCGGAGGAGUGUCAACAACCAAUGCCGUGGCGACUAAUGGCAGCUCCUGCGGACAUGUGGGUGCACUUGUUUUUGACCGUGCCACUCUUUUCCCAACGGCUGACUCUGUGUUCCUGA
Monosiga brevicollis MX1 is the source of this 14778-nucleotide messenger RNA. RefSeq lists its product as uncharacterized. Gene Ontology annotation, biological process: cell communication; negative regulation of adenylate cyclase activity. The record is from RefSeq and is a predicted model, not a curated record. Gene Ontology annotation, cellular component: membrane. The transcript has 9 exons. Lineage: Eukaryota; Choanoflagellata; Craspedida; Salpingoecidae. The coding region runs from base 1 to 14778 and encodes 4925 amino acids. Gene Ontology annotation, molecular function: G protein-coupled receptor activity.